CGAUCUUCCGUUCCUUGAUCGUGUUUCAGAGGGACGGAGAGAGACGGCGCUCUCUGCAUCAACACCGUCGCCGAUAUAGAGGGCGAGAAGGCAAGGGGACAGAGGGCGGGUGGUGCAGAUGGGGGGAGAAGUCAAAUUCCAGCUAGGCCAGAACCCUUACAUCAAGCUGGUGCUGCACGCCCUUAAGCACAGGGUCUCCUCCGUCAACGGCAUCCUUAUCGGCCGCCUCGACGACGCCUCCUCCACCGUCGACAUCGUCGAUGCUGUUCCUCUCUCCCACUCUCAGAUCGGUCUCCUCCCCACUCUCGAGAUCGCCUUAAUUCAGGUUGAGGAGCUUUUUUCUGCUGAUGGGUUGAGUGUAGUGGGUUAUUUUCAUGCCAACGAGAGAUACGACGACUCGGAACUUGGGAAGAUCGCCAAGAAGAUAGGGGAUCAUAUCUCACGUUAUUUCCCACAGCCGGCUGUACUGUUGCUGGAUAACAAAAAAUUAGAGGCAUUGUGCAAAAGCAUUCACCGUGAACCAGUAGUGCAGCUUUAUACUAAAGAUGCAUCAAAAGGUUGGCGACAGGCCGGAAUAGAUGCUAGUGUGCAACUGACUCUCAAAGAACCUUCAGCAAAUACGGUAUUGUCUGAUUUUAUUGCAACUGAAAAGUAUGAAGAGAUCGUAGAUUUUGAUGACUAUCUUGAUGAUAUCAGCAAGGACUGGUUGAACCCGAGACUGUUCAAGUAGAAACGUGGCAUCCCCAAUUAACGUUCUGCAGGUCCCAUUGUGAUGGCUGUUCUUUUUGCUGUGGUCGAGCGAAUUGAUGUUAAUGAUGUAGUGGAAUUGAAUUUUGAAUAUUGAUUUUAAUUAUACAGGAGAAUUGAAAUUUUAAUAUACUUUCCUAGAAUUGUAA
Molecule: messenger RNA, 896 nt
Organism: Nymphaea colorata (pocket water lily)
Lineage: Eukaryota; Viridiplantae; Streptophyta; Magnoliopsida; Nymphaeales; Nymphaeaceae
Product: ER membrane protein complex subunit 8/9 homolog
Exons: 5
Coding region: 119-730 (203 amino acids)
Cellular component (GO): EMC complex
Source: RefSeq, a predicted model, not a curated record